CCCCCCCCCCAUGGCAGAAGCGCUGACGCUGGGAGCCAGGGGAUUGCUGAGCUCAGCCCGGGGCAGAUUUCGGGGCUUUAUCCGGGGCCUGGCUUAAGCCGAGCUCCUUGUCCCCGUCCUUGGCCCACUUGGGGCGGCAGCGGCGGCGGCGGCAGCAGUCGGGCGGUGGGCGAGCACUGGAGGCGUCGGGGGGCUGGCGCACGCUGCCCGUCCUGGUGCUGACCUCCACCGAGCGGGCGAGCCGGCGGGCGGCGGAGGCGAGGAUGGGCGCAGGGGCCAGCGCCGAGGAGAAGCACUCGCGCGAGCUGGAGAAGAAGCUGAAGGAGGACGCUGAGAAGGAUGCCAGGACCGUCAAGCUGCUGCUGCUGGGGGCAGGGGAGUCGGGGAAGAGCACCAUUGUCAAGCAGAUGAAGAUCAUCCACCAGGAUGGCUACUCGCUGGAGGAAUGCUUGGAGUUCAUCGCCAUCAUCUACAGCAACACGCUCCAGUCCAUGCUGGCCAUUGUGCGGGCCAUGACCACCCUCAACAUCCAGUACGGCGACUCGGCCCGCCAGGAUGAUGCCCGCAAGCUGCUGCACCUCUCUGACACCAUCGAGGAGGGCACCAUGCCCAAGGAAAUGUCAGACAUCAUUGGGCGGCUCUGGAAGGACGCAGGCAUCCAAGCCUGCUUCGACCGUGCCUCCGAGUACCAGCUCAACGACUCGGCUGGAUACUACCUGUCGGACCUGGAGCGCCUGGUGACCCCCGGCUACGUCCCCACGGAGCAGGACGUGCUGCGCUCGCGUGUCAAAACCACCGGCAUCAUCGAGACCCAGUUCUCCUUCAAGGACCUCAACUUCAGGAUGUUCGACGUGGGCGGCCAGCGCUCGGAGCGCAAGAAGUGGAUCCACUGCUUUGAGGGGGUGACCUGCAUCAUCUUCAUUGCGGCCCUCAGCGCCUACGACAUGGUCCUGGUGGAGGACGACGAAGUGAACCGCAUGCACGAGAGCCUGCACCUCUUCAACAGCAUCUGCAACCACCGCUACUUUGCCACCACCUCCAUCGUCCUUUUCCUGAACAAGAAGGACGUCUUCCUGGAGAAGAUCAAGAAGGCCCAUCUCAGCAUCUGCUUCCCCGACUAUGACGGUCCCAACACCUACGACGAUGCCGGCAACUACAUCAAGCUGCAGUUCCUGGAGCUGAACAUGCGUCGGGACGUGAAGGAGAUCUACUCGCACAUGACCUGUGCCACCGAUACCGAGAACGUCAAGUUCGUCUUCGAUGCCGUCACCGACAUCAUCAUCAAGGAGAACCUCAAGGAUUGCGGGCUCUUCUGAGCCCCAGCCCCCACCAACCCCCUCCCACACCCCCACCCCGCUG
Molecule: messenger RNA, 1359 nt
Organism: Cygnus olor (mute swan)
Lineage: Eukaryota; Metazoa; Chordata; Aves; Anseriformes; Anatidae
Gene: GNAT1
Product: G protein subunit alpha transducin 1
Exons: 8
Coding region: 264-1316 (350 amino acids)
Biological process (GO): adenylate cyclase-modulating G protein-coupled receptor signaling pathway
Cellular component (GO): heterotrimeric G-protein complex
Molecular function (GO): G-protein beta/gamma-subunit complex binding; G protein-coupled receptor binding; GTP binding
Source: RefSeq, a predicted model, not a curated record